CUCGGAUGCUCUGUCUACGGCAAGCGAGUGCUCUGCUCGCUCGUCACUAUCUUUCAUGGAUAAAUGCACUGCUCAAAUUUCACUCACAUACUUGAUAAAAGCCAGGAUUCUCAGUUGUCUCUCCGUUAGUUUAGUGUGUGUUUGUGAGUCAUUCGCAGUUGUGUGCGGCUCAUGAAUGACGAACACUGUGGAGAUUAGAGGAACCGAAUUAUGUCUUGCCUAAAUCUUCAUUGAUUAUCUAUAUUAGCAACAUUCGGAAUCUACACAGCUCUACAAAAACAAACAGAGAAUGUUACUACAGUAUCUUUUCUUAAUGCUUUUGGACGGUGCGUUUGGUGCAGAAACAGAUGAGACCGUGUCAGUAAUGGAGGGAGAUUCUGUUACUCUGCACACAAAUCUUACUGAAGUACUGAACGAUGAUACUAUACUAUGGCUGUUUGGACGUAAAGACUCCAUCAUAUCUCAAAUAACAAGGAAGCAGGAUCUAACUUCAUUUUUUGUCACCGAUGAUGCGAGAUUCAGAGGCAGAUUGCAGGUGGAUCAAAAGACUGGAACUCUCACCAUCAGAAAGACCAGAAUCAAACACUCAGGACAAUAUAAACUCACCGUCUCUAGAAAACAGACUACGACGAAGAUAUUUAAUGUCACUGUCAUUGAUGUGGUUGGUGAGACAGAUGGAGUGAAGUCAGUGUCAGUGAUGGAGGGAGAUCCUGUCACUCUACAGUGUGAUGUUUCUGAAGUACAGAGAGAUGAUCUGAUUGUGUGGAGGUUUGGAGAUAAAGGCCUCCUCCUGGCUAAAAUUGAUGUGGAAUCUAACGAGACCUUAUUAAAUGAUGCUGAUGAGAGAUUCAGAGACCGACUCAAGCUCAGUGAAUCUAGAUCCCUAACUAUCAAGAAAACCAGAACCACAGACUCUGGACUUUAUGAAGUACAGAUCAGAGGCAGCGAGAGCUCGCAGCGAUUCCUUCUUUCUGUCAGUGCUGUUCCAGAUUCAGGUCUGUCUCCAGGUUUUAUAGCAGGGAUUGUUUUAGCUGUUCUGCUUGUGGCUGCAGUUGUAGCUGCUGUUGUGAUUUACUAUCGCCGCAAGAUCUCUGAACUACAAAAACAAGUGGAACCAAUUAAGGAAGUGUCAGUGGCAGAUGGAGAGUCUGUCACUCUGAAGACUGAAACUGUCCUAAAGAACGAUGAUAUGGUACAGUGGUGGUAUCAUGAUGACAACGAUCUCAUUGCUGUAAUCAGUGGAGAGACCAAAGGGACAUUUGAUGGUUUUGAUGAAAGAUUCAGAAGCAAACUGAUGCUGGAUUAUAAGACUGGAAAUCUCACCAUCAAUAACACCAUGAGUAUUCACUCUGGACUCUAUAUACUACAAAUAAGCAGCGAAAACAGAAAAAUCAACAGGAGAUUCAUUGUUACUGUCAAAAUGAUGAAAGUGUCAGUGGUGAAGGGAGGUUCUGUCACUCUAGAGACCAGAACUAAAAUACAGAGAGCGGAUGAGAUACUGUGGACGUUUGGAGCUGAAAACUGUCUUGUUGUUAGAGCUGAUCCAAGAAUAACUAUUGGUGAGAGAUUUACAGGCAGACUGAAGCUGGACGAGAAGACUGGAUCUCUGAGCAUCAGAAACAUCAAAACCGCAGACUCUGGACAUUUUAAACUACAGAUCAUCAACAGUGAAAAGACCACAUUCAGGAGAUUCAAUGUGUCUGUCACUGAAUCCACAGGAAAACAAGUGAAUGAAUCAGCAGCUGUAGAGAUGCCGCUGUUGAACCGUGAGAAUGUGGAUGGAGUGAAUGAGUGAUAAGUCAUGCCCACCAAUAUUAAUCACUGUGACAUCAUCAGCAUUUGAGCUCAACAACAUUUUUCUGAUUUUAGGAAAAGGAAAAAUGAACCAGUGUGUUUUUGAACCGUUAAACUCAGCAACAUUUAAAACUUCUUUAGAUGACAGGGAAAUGUCAA
Molecule: messenger RNA, 1953 nt
Organism: Cyprinus carpio (common carp)
Lineage: Eukaryota; Metazoa; Chordata; Actinopteri; Cypriniformes; Cyprinidae
Source: RefSeq, a predicted model, not a curated record